Molecule: messenger RNA, 2236 nt
Organism: Bactrocera neohumeralis
Lineage: Eukaryota; Metazoa; Arthropoda; Insecta; Diptera; Tephritidae
Product: myb-like protein Q
Cellular component (GO): nucleus
Molecular function (GO): DNA binding
Source: RefSeq, a predicted model, not a curated record
UAAACUAAAUUCUAUAACUGUGAGCUAAGUAACAACAGGCCACUGAUAGUCGGCGGUCGGUACCUGUCGCCAAAUACUAGGUGUCUGCGAAAAGUCCAUAAAAAAUCACAGAUUGUGUGUUGGGUGAAAAAAUCGGCAAAAAAAAAAAUAAAAUGUUAAUAACCAGCACGGAUCAUGUGUGUAUAGCAGUGGAGCACCAGGUUUCUGCCAAUGGAAACAGUCUACCAUUGACGCAUACUGCUCCAAGUGUGCAUAAUGUAUUCACUUAGUGUGACAGUAAAUAAACCGUAGUGUGAGAAGUUUGCCGGGUGACGUCUGACAAUUUAACUAAAUGGCUGCUGAGGUUUUCAAUAUUUUAUUCAAGGAUCGUGUAACGAAACCGCAGAAGAAGAUGCUUAUCACACUGUUGCGUGAAACCAAGUACAUGGAGGGGAAAAAGGAGAAGGAGUGGUACUGGGAAAAGAUACAGGCAGCGCUAAACACAAUUGGACCCAAGAAGACUAUUAUACAAUGGAAGAAGUGUUGGCGUGAUAUGCGUUUGACCACGCGUAAGAAACUUGCCGAAUUGAAACGCUGCCAAUUGGCAGGCGGGUCACCGCCUCCGGGUAUCGAGCUCAACCAAGAAGAUAACGACAUUAUUGACAUUGUAGGCACUGAAUACUUUUACGAGGAAAUGAAUGGCGAGUUGAAGCCGGAAAACUUUAUGUCGGGCUUUGAUUAUGUGCCGGAACAUUUUUGCGAUGCCAUUUUAAGCGCUGCUGCAGUAUCCAACGGUCAGCAACAGCAUAUGCAACAUCAAAAGGAGCAGCAACAUGCAGCACAACAGCAACAACAGCAGCAGCAGCAACAACAGGAUCAUGCUAACAAUGAUGCCGAAACAAAUGAUGCGCCGGGUUCAUCGAAUCACACCGAUACGCAUGGUGGCGCAUUUCAAACACCCGGCGUUGGCAUGCAAUCGCACAACGGUGACCACGUAUCCGGUAGUAGUUCGUCACAACAGCACAAUUCUAUGCCACACCUGCAGGCAUUCCAUGGUGGCCUGCACUCGCAUCUGUUGCGCCGCCAACAGCAUGCUGCCGCUGCAAUGCAACGAGAAUCCGCAUUUGAGGAGAAACUCUUGCAAUUCAUGCAAGACGCUUUUCCAAAGAAAAGCAAAAAACGGAAGAAUCGAGAUCCCGAUAAGCUCUUCUUGCUCUCACUCUACGAGGAGAUCAAACGUGUGCCCGAAGAGAUACGACUCGAUGUCAAGGGCGAACUCAUACAGGUGCUCAAAAAAUACCAGAAAAAAACACCGGGGAAACAGGAGAAAACCCAAUCACAAACACAUGCACAAGCCACAGCGUCGUCAACGAGCAAACAAAGUACGAGCACCACAAAUGACAAGAUACAAUUGUCACAGCACGCGCAAAUAACGCACAGCAUGUAUCAGCUGCAAAAGAAAUAUGAGAAAACUGAAAAAGAAGCAUCGCCACAAUCUCAAGUCGAACGCGUAUCGGCUUCAGCCGUAGCGCUACACGCACAACAACAAUUGCCACACACGCUAUUCCAAUUGCAAAAGAAAUAUGACGAGGGCGCCGAAAAGGUGCAUCAGCAGAAUGAGCAGCGCAAACAUGUCGAGGGUAGUCAUCAGCAACAUAACAGCCAUCAACAGGCGCCGGCACCACCCACCAGUGAACAACAUCUACAUCAUCCACAAAUGGCACAUGGCAUUAUGUUUCCAUUGCCACAAAUACGCAACGAACAACCGUCGGCGCAACAACAUCAUGCACACAAUCCCCACCAGCAGCAACAGCAGCAGCAGCAGCAGCCGCAACACAAUCCACAUCAACAGCAAACGCAACAACAUCAUCCGCCCACCAUAUUCGGUGCAACGGCCACCGCCAGCGCCAUGAGCAGCGAACGGCCAGCCAUGGCGUAUGAGAAUGUCGGGUGAAUGCUGAGCCGUUUGUGGGAAGCCGCCUGGGAAGGACGUGUGCACGCAGCGCCGGCGUCCGUAGCGGUUGCACAGCACGAAAUAUAAACUGCGCCGCGCCCGUUUGCUGUUUGCUAACGACGCACACAAUUUCUCUACAUACAUAUGUACAUAUAUUAUUUACUAACAUAAAAUAUUAGUAUAAAAUAUUGAAAAAGCAAAGAAAAAAAAAACACUAAAAUGAAAAUAACUCGAAAUUACUUAUACAUACACAUAAAUAAUAUAUGAGUAAUACAAUAUAAUUGUUAAUAUUUGUAAUGAAAA